AUGUACGGGGUUUUCAGGGAGGCCAUGUUGGAUUUAGAGGGUCAUCUAAUCAAUUAACCAAAGCCCCAGUCAUGGACCCCCGAUAUAGUGUCCAAGACAUUCUCCUCUGUGACCUGUGUCAAACAGCUGCAUUACAGAGUCAUUGUGAACUUUGUCAUGUAAAUCUCUGUAUAGUCUGUGUUGGAAAACAUCUCUCUGAUUCAUCCAAAAGACACAAUGUUGUACCAUACAAACACAGAACAUCGACUCCUAACUACCCAAAAUGUCCAAACCACACCCAGAAACAUUGUGAACUUUACUGUGAGAAAUGUGACAUUCCUGUCUGUUCUACCUGCAUCUCCUCUGGGAAACAUAAAGGACAUGAUUUAUCUGAUGCUCUGCAAAGAUUAAGUUCUAAAACAAAAGACUUAGAAAAAGACUUGAAUGAACUAGAGAAAAGAAUUUAUCCUACAUACGAAGAAAUUACAUCAUAUUUAAACCCUGAAAAAGUUAACUUGAAAAAACAUUAUGAGAAACUGAAAACAGCUGUCAGCAAACAAGGAGAAGACUGGCACAGAGAAAUUAACAUCAUUGUCAACAAACAAAAAUCUGAAAUUGAUGAGAUGAAAUAUAACCACAUGGCUGCUCUAAAUAAACAGGAAAAAGAAAUUAAACAGAUUACUUCUGAUGUAAAACAGAGCAUACUUGAUCUCAAGAAAAUACUGGACUCCAAUGAUGUCUCCCUAACCUCUGCCUACAAAUCCAGGAAUGCUGAAUUCAGAAGUUUACCUCCUAAAGUCAAUGUUACAUUUCCAAGUUUCUCUCCUCAUAAGAUCAACACAGAACAGCUCCACCAAAUGUUUGGUUCUCUGUCAGCAUUAUCCAUUAAAACAGAAGAACGUGGCUACACAAUAAAGACACCAGAAGCUGUAUCCUGUCCUCCAGUCAAACCACUGCUUGAUAAACCAGAGCUCAUUGCAACCACAGACACUGGGUAUAAACCACUAUACAGUGUUACCUGUCUCAGUGAUGAAGAAAUAUGGACAUGUGGAGAAGACAAAAUCAUGAAACUCUACAACCUCCAGGGCAAACUACUGAAGUCAAUCCAAACCAAGUCAGGGGACAAACCAUGUGACAUAGCAGUGACAGGGAGUGGAUAUCUAGUUUAUACUGACUCUGAUACAAGAACUAUAAACAUAGUGAAGAAUAAAAAGAUACAGAAAGUGAUCAGACUACAGGGGUGGACACCUUACUGUGUCUGUAGUACCUCCUCUGGUGACCUCCUGGUUACCAUGCACAGUGUUGAUAAUAAACAAUCAAAAGUUGUCCGUUACUCUGGCUUCACAGAGAAACAAACCAUUCAGUUUGACAGUGAAGGUAAACCUCUGUAUUCAUCUGAUGGCCUUAAAUACAUCAGUGAGAACAGGAACCUGGAUAUCUGUGUGGCUGGCCAUGGAGCCAAAGCAGUAGUGGUAGUUAAUCAGGCAGGAAAACUCCGAUUUAGAUACACUGGUCAUCCCUCUAAUAACAAGAGAUCAUUCUAUCCACAUGGCAUCACAACAGACAGCCUGAGUCAGAUCCUGACAGCAGACUGUGACAACCACUGUAUCCACAUCCUAGAUCAGGAUGGACAGUUCCUCCGUUACAUUGAUAACUGUGAUCUAUACUAUCCAUGGGGUUUAUGUGUAGACACCAGAGACAACCUUUUUGUGGCUGAGUGGGACAGUGGUAAAGUGAAGAAAAUCAAAUACAUGUAAACAAUGUGUGCACAUAAAAUAUCUGCAACUGAGAUAAUCUCUCUGUGGCUGAGUGAAAUAGAAUUGUGAAGAUUUUCAAGUACUUGUAAACUGCAUUAUUACAUUAAAAUGUUUUAUCCUGUUAAUUAGUGUCUUAAUCAACAGUUAAUGGAAAUCAAAACUGCAUGACGUAUAAUUUGAUAAUGAU
Molecule: messenger RNA, 1923 nt
Organism: Saccostrea echinata
Lineage: Eukaryota; Metazoa; Mollusca; Bivalvia; Ostreida; Ostreidae
Exons: 2
Coding region: 72-1736 (554 amino acids)
Biological process (GO): protein polyubiquitination; proteasome-mediated ubiquitin-dependent protein catabolic process
Molecular function (GO): ubiquitin protein ligase activity; protein binding; zinc ion binding
Source: RefSeq, a predicted model, not a curated record